Mesorhabditis spiculigera is the source of this 2646-nucleotide messenger RNA. Lineage: Eukaryota; Metazoa; Nematoda; Chromadorea; Rhabditida; Rhabditidae. The record is from the annotation of a GenBank genome assembly.
AUGGUAAUGACGGUCGAUAAAAGGCCCUCCACUUCUCACGAAUCAAAGGCCAAUUUCUGGGGAUCGUUGAGGAGUCGAUCCAGUUUUGGCACAAAAUUGCCGUUUUUGCAUAGCAAACGGACCAGCCUCGCGUCGGAAAAUGAAAACGAGCGUAAACAGAUGAUUUUCGGGACGAUUCGAGGGAUGAAGCGCUACAAGAGACACUCAGAGCUAGCUGACUCCUACUUCGGCGGUGACCAACAGGUCCUGAUUUCGGCUCACCCGAUCCAUUCUUCCGUCAAUCUGAUGGCCGUCCGGCCGCAAAUCGCCAAAAGAGGCCAAUUGAGCAGUGAUCUUUUUAAUGGACCACUCGAGGAUACGGUAUAUGGCGCUUAUCAGCGGGACUCAGUCGCGGAGAGCGAGUGUGCCUUUGUCAAACGAUACGCAACAACCUUCGAUCAGUCCAUCGACAAUUCCAACACCACAACCACCACCUCCGAGUCCUUCUACGAGGCUUUUACAGACGCGGAAUCAUCGGAUUGGAGUGAUGCGAGAAGGGAUCGGCAUUUAGAAGAAGAAGCAGCAGCCAAGACAACAGCCACUCUCAACAAUACUGAAGACGAGAGAAUGAGAGACGAUUUUGAUAAGGAAAAUACGGGCACACAGCAAUUACCCUGCACAUCGGCCACUGCCGAAAUGGAAGGCAUGGGUAUUCCGCCAUUCUGUGGCGGUGUCAUGGAGACGAACUCGAGUCGCGAGAUGAAGGUGUUCAAGCGUGUGCUGCGCGACCCGGCCCUCCGGAAGCCCUUCCAGCACUUUCUCGAGCAGCAAUUCUGCGCCGAAAACCUGAAUUUCUACGUGGCCGUCGAGCAGUUCCACGAUUUGCCCCAUGAUUCGACGUCCAGGGCUGCGAUUGAAAACCGCGAGCUCGUCGCCCGGCGCAUCUACGAGCGCCACUUUGCCCCGAAUUCGAUGGAGCCGGUGAACGUGGACAACAGCACGAGCAAAAAGAUUCGCGAGUACAUCCAGGACCAGAAUUACAGUCGGCACGUGUACGACGUCGCGCAGUAUCAGAUCUUCCACCUGUUGAAAUACGACUGUUGGCCCCGUUACUUGAGAGCCGGGGGAGUGGCGCCCGAAUUCAGCGAUGAGGAACUCGCCGACGAGGAGGGCCGAAAGGAUUCUGCCCGCCCCGACCACGACGAGGCCGCCGGCCCGAGCAGCACCAAGGAAAAGGGCAAAUGGCCCUUCUUGGCCUUCAAGCCGGAUAGCCCCAAUAAUUCGACGAAAGACAAGCGCCGGUCGGCGUUCUUCGAGCGUUUCCGCUUCAUGAAGGGUGGAAAGGACGGGACGAGGAGUUCGGGCGCUGGAUCUCCUGUCAAUGAGCAACGCCAUCCGGCCAUCCAUCGCACCUCGUCGUCGAGGGCCGGAUCGUCGAGUGAGGAUCGCAGGAAGAGCUACAGCUCGGAGCUGGAGGACGAAGUGGGAGGCUGCGGGAAGGCGGGCGUCUCCUCUGUGGGCUCUCGUCGUCGCCAUCUCUUCACCCGCGACAAGCAGAUCUCAAUGCCCGUCGAGAUGCACGGUCCGAAUAAAGUGGCGCCGAAAGUGAUUAAAUUCUGCACAUUGAUGAGUGGAGAUUCACUAUCAUCGGAAACUGUCGAAUUGGAUGAUCCGAGCUUCUCCGUGGCCAAAUGGACACAAACGAUGGCCGCGAAACUCGGGUUGGAUCAGAAAUCCUGUGAAGCUGUCGAUGCACAGACUUCCUGCACGAUCGACCCAUGCCGUCAAGCGAUCGACGCCCUCCAGAAUCGUUUCGUCCGUAUCGUGGCCGUGGUCACAUUCGCCGUUGAGCUUCUCCCCAACAAUUUCAAUUUCAAAAGCCCCCAAUCUACGCCAGCAAAAAUCGUUCUCCUCCGUGCCCGUCAAUCCCUCUCAACUGCCGCCGCCUUGCGACCGCUAUUAGCGAAAUAUUCGAUCGAUAUCACGCAGGCUGUCGUUGUUAUUGGAGGGACGUUAGAGCAAAUUAGUCGCCUCUCCAUCCCGCUCGUGCAAAUCGGCUCGAGAACCAUCACCGUCAUGUCGCAGGCACAAUUUCAAGAGCGUCAGCUUGCGAAAGAGCCGCGAACGAAUUGGCGGGACCCGUUGAAUACAAUCUCCUUCGAGCAGAAUGCCCUCCUACAGUACCACCAACAUGGAGAUAUUUCGUAUUGCGAAAUCACGAGUGAGGCGGAGAGAUCGAGACUGAAGGGUGAGCACAGUCUCGGCUUGACGAAAUUUCUGCGAAAAGCCUCUGCCGCGGUCACAAAUAAAGAAACGGAAAGUCCAAAGGAGCAAAAACCACCCGUUAAAGGACCACAAUCGGUUGGUGUCCGACGGCGAAGUGGCCAAGGGGUCGCUUCCGGUGUCUAUUGCGGAGAAGAACAAAUGGCCGAUGCACAUCAAAAAGAACCCGCCAAGAAGAGGCUCAGUAUAUUUAAAAAUAAAGGCGAAGGCGACAAGGGGACGACCCCGGAAAAAAGCCCCGGUCCGGCGAGGAGAAGCCCUCAAUUAUAUGCGAAAGAAAGUAAUGGGGACACGCCGAGGACACCCGCUAUUUAUGCUACAAAGAUCAUCAACGACGAGGAGCCCGACGCGAACUCGUUCAUCUGGCAGCCCGCCGCCUACGUU